AUGCCAGACCUUCCAGCACUGAUUCACGGACUGAUUCCCUGCUUGCUUUUGACCUCCUCUCCUCGUGUCUUCCCUGGUAAACGCACCAGUCUUCUGUUCCUGACUUUGAGUAUGGCCUGUUCCUGUCUACCUGUGGCUGUCCCUGUCUACCUGUGGCUGUUCCUGUCCUCCGGUUUCGGUCCUCUCAGGAAAGCCCAGAAACUCCAGCUUGGUCCACCUCAUAGCUGUGUGUCCAUGAAGAGUGACUGGUCUAUGCGCGAACCUGUUAACUUCAAAUAUGGCAAUCAGUCUGCUGAUCAGAGAGUUCAUCAGCAGAGCUCAGAGGUUCUCAGUGGUCAGCCUGUCCAGCAGCAUCAAACACAGCUGGACUCCAUAUUUAUGCUGCUGGAGGAGAACAUCAGCAGGUUUGUGAAGAAUGAGCUGAAGAAGAUGCAGAAGACUCUGAGUCCAGAUUACCCAGAAUGCUUAGAGAGUCAGAGUGAGGAUGAGGAGGUGUUGGACGGUGAGGAGAAAGAGCAGAGGAGGAGCAGCAGAGAGGCAUUUCUGAAGAUCACAGUGCACUUCCUGAGGAGAAUGAAACAGGAGGAGUUGGCUGAGCGUCUGCAGAGCAUAACGUUCAGAGCUGCAAAGUGUCGACGUAAACUGAAGUCUAACCUACAAAAGAAUUUCCAGUGUGUGUUUGAGGGGAUCGCUAAAGCAGGAAACCCAACCCUUCUGAAUCAGAUCUACACACCGCUCUACAUCACAGAGGGAGGGACUGCAGAGGUCAAUGAUGAACAUGAGGUCAGACAGAUUGAAACAGCAUCCAGGAAACCAGUCAGACCAGAAACAACAAUCAGACAAGAAGACAUCUUUAAAGCCUCACCUGGAAGAGAUGAACCAAUCAGAACAGUGAUGACAAAGGGAGUGGCUGGCAUUGGGAAAACAGUCUUAACACAGAAGUUCACUCUGGACUGGGCUGAAGACAAAGCCAACCAGGACAUACACUUCACAUUUCCAUUCACUUUCAGAGAGCUGAAUGUGGUGAAAGAGAAAAAGUACAGCUUGGUGGAACUUGUUCAUCACUUCUUUACUGAAACCAAAGAAGCAGGAAUCUGCAGGUUUGAAGAGUUCCAGGUUGUGUUCAUCUUUGACGGUCUGGAUGAGUGUCGGCUUCCUCUGGACUUCCACAACACUGAGAUCCUGACUGAUGUUACAGAGUCCACCUCAGUGGAUGUGCUGCUGACAAACCUCAUCAGGGGGAAACUGCUUCCCUCUGCUCGCCUCUGGAUAACCACACGACCUGCAGCAGCCAAUCAGAUCCCUCCUGAGUGUGUCGGCAUGGUGACAGAGGUCAGAGGGUUCACUGACCCACAGAAGGAGGAGUACUUCGGGAAGAGAUUCAGAGAUAAGAAGGAGGCCAGCACAAUCAUCUCCCACAUCAAGAUAUCACGAAGCCUCCACAUCAUGUGCCACAUCCCAGUCUUCUGCUGGAUCACUGCUACAGUUCUGGAGGAUGUGUUGAAAAGAAGAAAGAGAAGAGAGCUGCCCAAGACCCUGACUGAGAUGUACAUCCACUUCCUGGUGGUUCAGUCCAAAGUGAAGAACGUCAAGUAUGAUGGAGGAGCUGAGACAGAUCCACACUGGAGUCCAGAGAACAGGAAGAUGAUUGAGUCUCUGGGAAAACUGGCUUUUGAGCAGCUGCAGAAAGGCAACCUGAUCUUCUAUGAAUCAGACCUGAUGGAGUGUGGCAUCGAUAUCAGAGCAGCCUCAGUCUGCUCAGGAGUGUUCACAGAGAUCUUUAAAGAAGAGAGAGGGCUCUACCAGGACAAGGUGUUCUGCUUCGUCCAUCUGAGUGUUCAGGAGUUUCUGGCUGCUCUUCAUGUCCAUCUGACAUUCAUCAAGUCUGAAGUCAAUCUGCUGGCAGAAGAAAGAACAACAUCCAGGUUGUCUAGCGUCUUUAAAGAAAAACCUGAACCAACCCGUUUCUACCAGAGAGCUGUGGAUGAGGCCUUAAUGAGUCCAAAUGGACACCUGGACUUGUUCCUCCGCUUCCUCCUGGGUCUUUCACUGCAGACCAAUCAGACUCUCCUACGAGGUCUGCUGACACAGACAGGAAGUAGCUCACAGACCAAUCAGAAAACAGUUGAGUACAUCAAGAAGAAGAUCAGUGAGAAUCUGUCUGCAGAGAGAAGCAUCAAUCUGUUCUACUGUCUGAAUGAACUGAAUGAUCGUUCUCUAGUGGAGGAGAUCCAACAGUCCCUGAGAUCAGGAAGUCUCUCCACAGAUAGACUGUCUCCUGCUCAGUGGUCAGCUCUGGUCUUCAUCUUACUGUCAUCAGAAAAAGAUCUGGAUGUGUUUGACCUGAAGAAAUACUCUGCUUCAGAGAAGGCUCUUCUGAGGCUGCUGCCAGUGGUCAAAGCCUCCAACAAAGCUCUACUGAGUGGCUGUAACCUCUCAGAGAGAAGCUGUGCAGCUCUGUCCUCAGUUCUCAGCUCCCAGUCCUCUAGUCUGAGAGAUCUGGACCUGAGUAACAGCAACCUGCAGGAUUCAGGAGUGAAGCAGCUUCAUGCUGGAUUGGAGAGUCCACACUGUGGGCUGGAAACUCUCAGUCUGUCAGGAUGUCUGAUCACAGAGGAAGGCUGUGCCUCUCUGGCCUCAGCUCUGAGCUCCAACCCCUCCCAUUUGAGAGAUCUGGACCUGAGUAACAACAACCUGCAGGAUUCAGGAGUGAAGCAGCUUUCUGCUGGAUUGGAGAGUCCACACUGUACACUAGAAACUCUUAGUUUGUCAGGAUGUCUGAUCACAGAGGAAGGCUGUGCUUCUCUGGCCUCAGCUCUGAGCUACAACCCCUCCCAUCUGAGAGAGCUGGACCUGAGCUACAACCAUCCAGGAGACUCAGGAGAGAAGCUUUUGUCUGCUGGACUGGAGGAUCCACACUGGAGACUGGACACUCUCAGGGUGGACCAUGGUGGAGAGCACAGGUUAAAACCUGGUCUGAAGAAGUAUUUCUGUGAACUCACACUGGACACAAAUACAGUGAACAGAAGACUCCAACUGUCUGAUAACAACAGGAAGGUGACACAAAUGAAGAAGGACCAGUCAUAUCCUGAUCAUCCAGACAGAUUUGACUCCAAGGCUCAGCUGCUGUGUAGUAAUGUUCUGACUGGUCGCUGUUACUGGGAGGUCGAGUGGAGAGGAAGAGUUUUUAUAUCAGUGAGUUACAGCGGAAUCAACAGGAGAGGAGCCAGUGAUGACUGUGUGUUUGGAUGGAACGAUCAGUCCUGGAGUUUGAAAUGCUCUGAUCAUGAUGAUGACUUUGGUUACUAUGUCUUUCACAAUAAGAGAGGAGCAUCCAUCUCCUCCUCCUCCUCUGUCUCUAACAGAGUAGCAGUGUAUGUGGACUGUCCUGCUGGCACUCUGUCCUUCUACAGAGUCUCCUCUGACACACUGAUCCACCUCCACACCUUCAACACCACAUUCACUAAACCUCUGUAUGCUGGGUUUUGGGUCGGGCCUGGUUCCUCAGUGUCUGUGAGUCCUCUGUCUGAGGGAGAGUCUCCUCCUAUGGAGACAAAAAAUCACACUGCUGACUGA
Messenger RNA from Scomber japonicus (chub mackerel), 3576 nucleotides. RefSeq names its product NLR family CARD domain-containing protein 3-like. The coding region runs from base 1 to 3576 and encodes 1191 amino acids. Gene Ontology annotation, molecular function: protein binding. The record is from RefSeq and is a predicted model, not a curated record. The transcript is spliced from 10 exons. Lineage: Eukaryota; Metazoa; Chordata; Actinopteri; Scombriformes; Scombridae.